Histoplasma capsulatum G186AR is the source of this 1170-nucleotide messenger RNA. RefSeq lists its product as uncharacterized. Lineage: Eukaryota; Fungi; Ascomycota; Eurotiomycetes; Onygenales; Ajellomycetaceae. The record is from RefSeq and is a predicted model, not a curated record. The transcript has 4 exons. The coding region runs from base 1 to 1170 and encodes 389 amino acids.
AUGUCUCUACCUCCUCCAUCCGAUCCCGCUGCUGCUGCUGCUGCCGCCGCUGCGGCACAAGCGGCUUUCCGUAGUUUUUCCACCGAAGCAUGGACCCUCCUCGCGGUUGCGAUUCUGGUGACCAGUAUCAGGAUGUACGCUCGGAUUGACGGCGUCGGAUUCAGAGGCCUUCAACCGGACGAUUACCUAGUGGUGGUUGGGGUGGAUUAUAGGCUCAAAAAUCCAGAUCUGCGGCUGGACGACCUAUGGGAUAUUGUUAUGGUCGCUGAAAGCGUCGCUACUGUUUGGCUUAAAGCGAAAAUAUCGGAUCCAAUUAUACAUUGGUUUUGGUUUCAUCGUCGUCAGCUGGGUCGCCGUGGUUCUGAACCUUUUCCUCGCAUGCCGUCCUUUCAACAAAUACUGGCAGAUAUAUCCAGAUCCCGGAAGUAUGGAUUUUCUUCAGGCAGUAGAGAAACACCCACGCGGCUAACUUCUCGGUUUGCGCUCUUUAGAUGUUUGCCAGCCAGCAGUCUCCAACCAGAUAAUUUGGGUCUAUCUCGGGUUCAAUGUCGCCACGGAUAUGUACCUUCUGAGCAUACCGAUUCCUAUGCUGUGGCAAUCAAGUAUCAAACCCAUGAAAAAAUCAAUGGUGCACAGUCGGCAGGGUCAUGGGCCGUCCGCGAAACUUUCAUUGCGGUAAUUACCACGAAUAUGCCAAUGAUCUUCCCGCUGAUGAAGUCCUGGUUUUCUACCGUCUUUGGUUCCCUAAUUACUUCACUCCGCUCGAACAAGACGACUGGUAACGAAGGAUCAAAAGACUUGCGCACAUUUGGUAGUAGUAGAAAAGGCCGCGGCCCUCCUACCGCAAACCCGAUCCCGAAUGCAACGUUCACCGAGAGCGAAGAGAGAAUUGUGGAGUACAAAAUGCAGGAUAUGACCAGCAAUCAAAGUAGAGGCAGCGGGAGAGAUGCGAAUUCAAUAGAGCAGGCUAAUGGCACUGACAAAAUGAUUCAGAAAACUGUUGACUUCACCAUUGUUACUGAGAAUGGAUCUACAGAGGGCCGACGUACGUCUCUUGGCAAGGAUGAUAAUGAAAGGAGGCAUACCAGGUUCGACUUUUCCGGAGAAUCUGCGACAAGACAUUUCCAUACUGGCAUUCAUGACAACCAUGCCAAUAUGCGGCGCUCUUGA